This is a messenger RNA of Penaeus chinensis, 2054 nucleotides long. It is a transcript of the gene Pgm1, whose product is annotated as phosphoglucomutase-1-like. Gene Ontology annotation, biological process: carbohydrate metabolic process. Gene Ontology annotation, cellular component: cytosol. Gene Ontology annotation, molecular function: phosphoglucomutase activity; magnesium ion binding. The coding region runs from base 16 to 1968 and encodes 650 amino acids. The record is from RefSeq and is a predicted model, not a curated record. The transcript is spliced from 14 exons. NCBI's taxonomy places the organism in Eukaryota, Metazoa, Arthropoda, Malacostraca, Decapoda, Penaeidae.
AUAGAAGCAGCAGAGAUGUACUAUCUAUUAAGAAACCAACAAGGCACCCUUUAUAGAUGUCACUUUGCAUUCACGUUGCAGAUAAUCCAGACCACUAUUGGCACUCCUCUCCCCUGGCCCUGCCACCUCCUUCAUCAGAAUAGGCUUCUGGGCGACCUUGUGACGGCAUUCGGACGAGAACAGCUGAUCGCGUCCGGCUGCCACGACAGAGCCAGUCGGGGCGCGGCAGGACGAGCACCCGGUUGCAAGGCGGAUUCGGUGUGGCACCCUCUAUUAAACAUGGCACUCACGUCGGUUACCAAGUCAACCAAGGCCUUCGAUGGCCAGAAACCGGGAACCAGUGGCUUGAGGAAAGCUGUCAAAGUGUUCCAGCAGCCAAACUACACAGAAAACUUUGUACAAUGUAUCCUGAGUGCCAUGGAGGGUGCCCUACCUGGCUGCACCCUUGUCGUUGGAGGCGACGGACGCUAUUUUGGGAAGCAAGCUGUUGACAUUAUUGUUAAGAUGUGUGCAGCCAAUGGGGUCCGCAAGUGCUUGGUUGGUCAGAACGGCAUCUUGUCCACCCCUUGUGUGUCGUGCAUCAUCAGAAAGUACAAGACAGCUGGUGGCAUUGUGCUUACAGCCAGCCAUAACCCUGGUGGACCUGACGCUGACUUUGGCAUCAAGUUUAAUAUCUCGAAUGGAGGACCUGCUCCAGAUGGUGUGACAAACAAGAUCUACAGCUUGACCCAGUCCCUGGCCGAGUACAAAAUUUGCCCCGACCUGAAAUGCGACAUUGAAACCAUUGGCACACAGGAAUUUGAGGUUGAUGGAAAGCCAUUUACCGUCGAGGUGGUUGACUCAGUAGCAGAUUACGUGGCAUAUAUGAAGGAGAUCUUUGACUUCGAUGCAAUCAAGGGACUCCUGCAUGGAGCCAACGGAAACCCACCUCUCAAAGUCCUCAUCAACGCUAUGCAUGGAGUUACGGGACCAUACGUUCGCCGCAUUUUCCUGGAGGAACUCGGGGCUAGUCCAGAUAGUGCUGUCAACAUUGUCCCAUUGGAAGACUUUGGAGGUCAUCAUCCUGACCCUAAUCUUACAUAUGCUGCUGACCUUGUUAAGGCACUGAAGGAAGGAGAAUAUGGUUUUGGUGCCGCCUUUGAUGGAGAUGGUGAUCGCAACAUGAUCCUCGGCUACAAGGCAUUCUUUGUGACACCCUCUGACUCCGUGGCAGUUAUAGCCGACAACACUGACUGCAUCCCAUAUUUCAAGAAAAAUGGAGUUAAGGGCUUAGCACGUAGUAUGCCCACAGGAUGUGCCAUUGACAGAGUUGCUGCGAAGAAAGGAAUGGAAAUAUUUGAGGUUCCUACUGGCUGGAAAUACUUUGGAAACCUUAUGGAUGCUGGAAGGUUGUCCAUUUGUGGUGAAGAGAGCUUUGGUACUGGAAGUGAUCACAUCCGAGAGAAGGAUGGCAUAUGGGCCGUGCUCGCAUGGUUGUCCAUCCUCGCUGUCCGCAAAACUACAGUUGAAAAGGUUCUGCUAAAUCACUGGCAAACCUAUGGAAGGAACUUCUUUACUAGAUACGACUAUGAAAACUGUGAAAGUGAUCCAUGCAAUGCCAUGAUGGCUACUCUGGAUGCCAUGAGUGGUGAUCCUGCCAUGGUUGGGAAGGAGCUAUCGCAUGGGGGAAAGACGUACAAGAUUGCCAAGAUUGACAAUUUUGAGUACACCGACCCUAUUGAUGGAGCUGUAGCGAAGAAACAGGGAGUGCGCAUUCUGAUGAGUGACGGAUCUCGUGCCGUAUUCCGACUCAGCGGCACAGGAAGCUCGGGUGCAACAGUUCGCAUGUACAUUGAGAGCUAUGAAUCUGAUGCCUCUACCUACACAAAGGAUGCUCAGGAAGUCCUCAAACCCCUAGUAGAAAUUGCAAUUAAUUUGUCCCAGCUCCGUGAACGCACAGGUCGCCAGGAGCCUACAGUCAUCACUUAAACAUUGGGACAGCAAGGGUGCCAGUAACUCCGGAUAUUAUGUGAAAUGAUGUACUUGAAUGAAUUUAGAAUAAAGACAUGCUUCUA